AUGGGCGGCGAGGGCGGGCCUCGGCUUCCCGGCGGGCUGCGCGGCGGCCGGCGGUUGUCGGCGGGGCAGUCCGGCGGGCAGCGGCGGCUGUUCCGGCUGCGGCACAGCGGCGGACGAUGCAUCCCGCUGUGGCGCUGCAACCGGCACGUGGAGUCGGUGGACAAGCGGCACUGCUCGCUGCAGGCCGUGCCCGAGGAGAUCUACCGCUACAGCCGCAGCCUGGAGGAGCUGCUCCUCGACGCCAACCAGCUGCGCGAGCUGCCCAAGCCCUUCUUUCGGCUGCUGAACCUGCGCAAGCUGGGCCUGAGUGACAACGAGAUCCAGCGGUUGCCCCCCGAGGUGGCCAAUUUUAUGCAGCUGGUGGAGCUGGACGUGUCCCGGAACGACAUCCCCGAGAUCCCGGAGAGCAUCAAGUUCUGCAAGGCCCUGGAGAUUGCAGACUUCAGCGGGAACCCCUUGUCUAGGCUCCCCGAAGGCUUCACUCAGCUGCGCAGCCUGGCCCACCUGGCGCUGAAUGACGUGUCCCUGCAGGCGCUGCCCGGGGAUGUGGGCAACCUCGCCAACCUGGUGACCCUAGAGCUCCGGGAGAACCUGCUCAAGUCCUUGCCUGCGUCUUUGUCUUUCCUGGUCAAGCUGGAACAGCUGGAUCUGGGAGGCAACGAGCUGGAAGUACUGCCUGAUACCCUCGGGGCGCUGCCCAACCUCCGUGAGCUGUGGUUGGACCGGAACCAGUUGUCAGCACUGCCCCCGGAGCUGGGGAACUUGCGACGUUUGGUAUGCCUGGACGUGUCGGAAAACCGGCUGGAGGAGCUGCCCGCGGAGCUCGGCGGGCUCCUGCUGCUCACCGACCUGCUGCUGUCCCAGAACCUGCUGCAGCGGCUUCCUGAUGGCAUCGGUCAGCUGAAGCAGCUGUCCAUCCUGAAGGUGGACCAGAACCGGCUCUGUGAGGUGACCGAGGCCAUCGGCGACUGUGAGAACCUCUCUGAGCUAAUCCUCACGGAGAACCUGCUGACGGCUCUGCCCCGCUCUCUGGGGAAGCUGACCAAGCUGACCAACCUCAACGCGGACCGGAACCAUCUAGAGGUGCUGCCACCGGAGAUUGGAGGCUGCGUGGCGCUCAGCGUCCUCUCCUUGCGGGACAACCGCCUGGCCGCCCUGCCGCCGGAGCUCGCCCACACGGCUGAGUUACAUGUGCUAGACGUGGCCGGGAACCGGUUGCAGAGUCUGCCGUUUGCGCUCACCCACCUCAACCUCAAGGCCCUAUGGUUGGCUGAGAACCAGGCACAGCCGAUGCUCCGGUUCCAGACCGAGGACGACGCUCAGACCGGCGAGAAGGUGCUCACCUGCUACCUGUUGCCGCAGCAACCUCCGCCCAGCCUCGAGGCCCCAGGGCAGCAGGGCAGCCCUUCAGAGAGCUGGAGCGAGGCCCCGCCCAGCCGCGUGAGCGUCAUCCAGUUUCUGGAGGUCCCCACGUGCGGCGACGAUGCUGACGGGGCUGCUGCUGAGAAGCGGGGCCUGCAGCGUCGGGCCACGCCUCACCCCAGCGAGCUGAAGGUGAUGAAGAGGGGUGUCGAGGAGCGCCGAGGCGAAGCCCACGCCCGCCAGCCGGAGUCCAGGCCGCCCUCACCCCUGGAGGAGGACAAGAGGCUGAGCACCGGGUCUGGUCUGAGUGAGGACUCGCAGCCGUCCGCAGGUACAGCCUCCCAGGGUGAACCCGAGGGGCCGCUGGCCGAAACACAGGGGCUGAGCCAGCAGGAAGCCGCCGCCAACACCCAGGAGGAGGCUGCGGAGGAGACUUACGAGGAGCCCACGGUGCGCUUCGCGGAGGACACACUGCUGCUGCCCCCUGGGGAGGACGGCGAGAGCGAGGAGGGGCAGCUCGCGGCACCCUGGCCCCUGCCCGGCGGGCGACAGCGUCUUAUCCGCAAGGACACCCCUCACUACAAGAAGCACUUCAAGAUUUCCAAGCUGCCGCAGCCCGAGGCGGUUGUGGCUUUGCUGCAGGGAACGCCGCCGGACGGGGAGGGCCCCGUGGGGCCCGCGGCCUGGCACAACGGCCCCCACACGCCCUGGGCUCCUCGGGCCGAGGAGGAGGAGGCCGAGGAGGAAGAGGAGGAGGCCGAGGAGGACGAGGAGGAGGCGGCAGUGGCUGAGGAGGAGAAGGAGGAGGCUCUGGUGUCUGCACCCUCCAUCAAGGGGGUGUCGUUUGACCAGGCCAAUAACCUGCUGAUAGAGCCCGCACGCAUUGAGGAGGAAGAGCUGACGCUCACCAUCGUGCGGCAGACGGGGGGCCUGGGUAUCAGCAUCGCUGGUGGUAAGGGCUCUACGCCCUAUAAGGGUGACGACGAGGGCAUAUUCAUCUCUCGGGUGUCCGAGGAGGGCCCUGCAGCCCGGGCGGGCGUCCGAGUGGGUGACAAGCUCCUCGAGGUGAACGGCGUGGCCCUGCACAGCGCCGAGCACCACCAGGCUGUGGAAGCGCUGCGGGGGGCCGGCGCCACCGUGCAGAUGCGCCUGUGGCGGGAGCGCAUGGUGGAGCCCGAGAACGCGGUCACCGUCACGCCUCUGCGGCCCGAGGACGACUACAGCCCUCGGGAACGGCGGGGAGCUGGCCUGCGCCUGCCCCUGCCCCUGCCGGAGCCCGCCGGGCCCCCCCGCCAGCGCCACGUGGCCUGCCUUGUGCGAAGCGAGAAGGGGCUGGGCUUCAGCAUCGCCGGCGGGAAAGGCUCCACGCCUUACCGGGCUGGCGAUGGGGGCAUCUUCAUCUCCCGCAUCGCGGAGGGGGGCGCCGCCCAGCGGGCGGGCACUCUGCAGGUUGGCGACCGUGUCCUCUCGAUCAACGGGGUGGACAUGACUGAGGCCAGGCACGACCACGCCGUCUCCCUGCUGACCGCCGCUUCCCCCACCAUCGCCCUACUGCUGGAGCGGGAGGCCGGGGGGCCCCUUCCCCCCAGCCCUCUGCCACACUCCCCCCCCCCCCCCAUUGCAGCCACCACCGCCGUGGUCACUGCCACCCCUGGGGACUCUGGGCCGCUGAGGCUGGCCUCUAGCCUGCUGGCUGCUGCUUUGGAGGGGCCGUACCCAGUGGAGGAGAUCUGCCUGCCGAGAGCCGGGGGCCCUCUGGGGCUCAGCAUCGUUGGGGGCUCCGAUCACUCCAGCCACCCGUUUGGUAUCCAGGAGCCUGGCGUGUUCAUCUCCAAGGUGCUCCCACGGGGCCUGGCUGCACGCAGCGGCCUUCGGGUUGGGGACCGCAUCCUGGCAGUGAACGGGCAGGACAUUCGGGAGGCCACGCACCAGGAGGCAGUCAGUGCCCUGCUUCGGCCCUGCCUGGAGCUGGUCUUGCUCGUGCGGAGGGACCCCCCGCCCCCGGGCAUGCGGGAGCUCUGUAUCCAGAAGGCCCCCGGGGAGAGGCUGGGCAUCAGCAUUCGAGGCGGCGCCAAGGGCCACGCAGGGAACCCCUGUGAUCCCACAGAUGAGGGCAUCUUCAUCUCCAAGGUGAGCCCCACGGGAGCGGCCGGGCGCGAUGGCCGGCUGCGGGUGGGGCUUCGGCUGCUGGAGGUGAACCAGCAGAGCCUGCUCGGCCUGACACACGGCGAGGCUGUGCGGAUGCUCCGCGGCGUCGGCGACACCCUCACCGUGCUCGUGUGUGACGGCUUUGACACCGGCACCGCCGUCCCCACCGAGGUGUCCCCGGGCGUCAUUGCCAACCCCUUUGCGGCAGGCCUCGGCCGCCGGAACAGCCUGGAGAGCAUCUCCUCCAUCGACCGGGAGCUGAGCCCCGAGGGCUCCAGCAAGAAGGAGCUGCCGGGACAGACCCCGCAGUGGGGACUAGAGGCCGUGGGCCAGAGCUUGGAGAGCCUCAAGCUGGACUACCGCACUCUAGCCGCCGUGCCCAGCGCUGGGGGCACGCACAGGGUACUGUCUGGGGCGACAGGAGGGAAGAUGGCUGAGGGCCCCUGCUCCCCCAGCUGCCAGCAGCCCCCAUCCCCACCCUCCCCCGACACACUGCCCGCCAACGUGAAGCAGGCCUACAGGACCUUUGCUGCUGUACCUGGCCCACACCCACCGCAGAAUACCCCUGCCCAGCCCCCCGCACCCGGGCCCACGGCCUCCCCGGAGCAGCUGUCUUUCCGUGAGCGGCAGAAGUACUUUGAACUGGAGGUGCAGGUGCCCCAGGCCGAGGGCCCCCCCAAGCGCGUGUCACUGGUGGGUGCUGACGACCUGCGGAAGAUGCAGGAGGAGGAAGCCCGAAAGCUGCAGCAGAAGAGGACGCAGCUGAUGCGGGAGGCGGAGGACAGCGGGCUCACCCUGGACCUGGACGGGGAGGCCCCCGAGGAGGAGGAGGAGGAGCCACCCGAGCCCCCAGCCUGGGCCGGCCCUGCCCCAGGGCUCAGCCCCUCGUCCCCGCAGCCCCUUGGGGGCGGCGCCCCGGUGCGCACAGCCAAAGCCGAACGGCGCCAUCAGGAGCGACUCCGCGUUCAGAGCCCGGAGUUGUCCGUGCCUGAUCGGGCUCUGUCCCCUGCCGAGCGGCGCGCCCUGGAGGCCGAGAAGCGCGCACUGUGGAGGGCAGCCAGGAUGAAGUCCCUGGAGCAGGACGCUCUCCGUGCGCAGAUGGUCCUCAGCAAGUCCCAGGAGGGCCGGAGCAGGCGCGGGCCCCUGGAGCGGCUGGCCGAGGCCCCCUCGCCCGCACCCACCCCGUCGCCCACUCCCGUGGAAGACCUCGGGCCCCAGACCAGCACCUCCCCCGGACGCCUGGCCUUGUCUGGGAGGAAGUUUGACUACAGGGUGUUUGCAGCCCUCCCUUCUUCCAGACCUGUCUAUGACAUGCAGUCCCCAGAUUUUGCUGAGGAGCUGAGGUCCCUGGAACCAUCUCCCAGCCCUGGCCCGCAGGAGGAGGACGGAGAGGUGGCCAUGGUGCUCCUGGGCCGGCCCUCGCCCGGCGCCGUGGGCGCUGAGGACGUGGCUCUGUGCAGCAGUCGCCGCCCCGUGCGGCCCGGGCGCCGUGGCCUGGGCCCUGUGCCCUCCUAGAGGCCCCGGGGGCCACCCCCGACCUGGGCGGGGCCCUGCCGGCUGCACCAGCACCCUUGCCCUGAGUCUUUUACCUGGGUGUUAGCAUUUUAAAGAGACCCCUCAGGAGUUCCGGCCGCUGACUAACUGCCCCCUCCCCAGCUGGGACCCGCUGGCAAGACUGUAACUAGUGACGUUUGUACAACCAAAGACUCUAUUUUGUGGUUUAAGAAGAAUAAAAUUGACUACGUUUUA
Neomonachus schauinslandi (Hawaiian monk seal) is the source of this 5259-nucleotide messenger RNA. RefSeq names its product scribble planar cell polarity protein (gene SCRIB). Gene Ontology annotation, biological process: neurotransmitter receptor transport, endosome to postsynaptic membrane; neurotransmitter receptor transport postsynaptic membrane to endosome. The coding region runs from base 1 to 5025 and encodes 1674 amino acids. Gene Ontology annotation, molecular function: protein binding. Gene Ontology annotation, cellular component: postsynaptic density; postsynaptic membrane; adherens junction. The transcript has 38 exons. NCBI's taxonomy places the organism in Eukaryota, Metazoa, Chordata, Mammalia, Carnivora, Phocidae. The record is from RefSeq and is a predicted model, not a curated record.